Phalaenopsis equestris is the source of this 1542-nucleotide messenger RNA. RefSeq names its product heavy metal-associated isoprenylated plant protein 41-like. The transcript has 3 exons. NCBI's taxonomy places the organism in Eukaryota, Viridiplantae, Streptophyta, Magnoliopsida, Asparagales, Orchidaceae. Gene Ontology annotation, cellular component: cytoplasm. Bases 63 to 1253 code for a protein of 396 amino acids. Gene Ontology annotation, molecular function: rRNA (uridine-N3-)-methyltransferase activity. The record is from RefSeq and is a predicted model, not a curated record. Gene Ontology annotation, biological process: rRNA base methylation.
AAAGAAACUGCUCUGUCUGUCUCUCUGUUGUCUCUCCUUUUCUCUCCCGUUCGUGCGAAAAGAUGGAGGUGAAAAAAAUUGUAUGCGAGGGAAUGGAGGAGGAGGAGGAGGUGACAUGGGUGAAGCAUUACUCUUCGUUGCACCAGAUUUUACUCGUCGGCGAAGGAGACUUCUCCUUCUCUCUCUCCCUUGCCAAAGCUUUUGGCUCUGCUAUCAACAUCGUCGCCACUUCGCACGACACCUAUGAUAAUCUGUUGAAAAAGUAUGGUAAGGCUAAAUCCAAUGUGGAGGAACUUAAGAAGAUGGGUGCAGCAAUUAUACAUGAGGUUGAUGCAACAAAAAUGAAACUCCAUGUUGGUUUAAGGACUAGGAAGUUUGAUAGGAUUGUCUUUAACUUUCCUCACGCUGGCUUCAAGGGUAAAGAAGAUCAUCCACAGCUCAUCAAAUUGCACAGGCAGCUUGUGCGGGGUUUUUUUAAAAACGCAAGCCGCAUGCUCUGGGCUUAUGGUGAAAUUCACGUCAGUCACAAAACUGCCGGUCCAUUUUCCCACUGGAACCUGGAAGAACUCGCUGCAGAGAGCUCACUUCUCCUCCUUGAAUGUGCCAAUUUCUCUAUUGAAGAUUACCCUGGCUAUAAUAACAAGAGAGGAGAUGGACCCAGAAGCGACCAAUCUUUCCCUCUAGGAAAGUGCUCCACCUUCAAAUUCAUUUUUGGACACCUUCUCAAAAAGAAGAAUCCCUUGGGAAAUACUGAAUUACUUCCUUCAUAUUCCUCUAUUAGCCCUAUCAUGGACAAUUAUCUUGACCAUAGAAGCAUUAAUGAUAUCAGUUACCCAGAAACUCGCUUUCCAUUCAGCUUGGAGAGGGUACCCAGAAGUAUUAAUUGUUUAGAAUUUAGAGAAACUGCUCAAUGGCCGUUUUCUAGGAUUGAUAAUUUAGGUUUGAGGAUACAGGGCAAUAAUGAUUUCGAAUUUAGAGAUUUGAACAUGUUCAGCUUGAGGAUGCAUGAACUGGAGCAUUCAACAUUGCCUGGAGUUUCCCUACGAAGUAGGGUUCCUCUAACGUAUAGUUAUAAUACUGAUGUAUUAGAAGCACCAAGGAGAGAGUCAUUUGGCUAUAAUUAUUUGAGACAUUAUGAAGAGCUUCCCAGCAGGAGAGUUUCAGUUAUGGAAUACGGCGGAAUGUUCGAUCGGCGUAUUGAAGUGGUUGAAAAAACUCGCCUGAGGGAGCUGGUUAUUUGCCAUGGAAUAUGAGUAAUUUGCUGCAUUUGUUAUGGUUGGAUACCCUGCAAAGCUGUCUGGUACUUUGAUUCUGCUCAUUUUUUGGUUAUCUGGUUGGCUUUGUUUUGUGUGGACUCUUUAACGGAUAGAUAGAGCAGCUUACUGGGUUGUGUGGUUUGUAAGCUUGUUAUCUAAACAUUAACAGGCAUUAUUUUUUUUUGGAGAAUGGGCGUUUAAGGAAUGAUCGAAGCGAAACAUUUGGUAGCAGGGUUUUUUUUUUUUUUUUUCCUAAUGCUUGUGUAGUCAUGUCAUGAUUAAAGUG